Lactuca saligna is the source of this 573-nucleotide messenger RNA. The record is from the annotation of a GenBank genome assembly. NCBI's taxonomy places the organism in Eukaryota, Viridiplantae, Streptophyta, Magnoliopsida, Asterales, Asteraceae.
AUGGCAACUUCAUCAGAAACCCCUCUCUCGAAGAACAAGUGGCACAAUCAUCCAUUCUCAACAUCAAGGCAAAACCAGAAUCUAAUUCUGGACCUCAAUCCUGCUAAAUAUGAUGGUUUUCUUCAACCCCUCAUUGAAUGCCUCCGCUAUUCUCCACUGUUCAUUGCACUGAAGAAAUCUAAAAUCAUUCCCUUGGUUCAUCUGUCCAUUGCCUAUUCAACAGCUAGCUACCAAGAAGGUGAGGAGAUGAUUACGUACAAAAUAUUUAAAAUGAAAACCCACAUCUCGAAAUUGAGGUUUUGUAGCCUGCUAGGGAUUCAUCAAGGUCAUGACCUAGUUGACCCUGAGACUAUCUCCAACUCUGCCAUCUUGGGGAUGUUUUAUCAAAUGGGGUGCAAGGAAGUUUUGACUGUUGUUUUAAAGUUCAUGAAGCUAAAUUUGCCACCGAUGUGGAAUGGGUUGUUUACUGUCAUCUUCAAAAGUUUCUCUAAGAGAGUAACAAGCUCCGACUAUGCCAGCAAGCUCUUCAUGACGAUAAUGUAUGGUAUCUUUUCAGGAAUCAACCUUGAUUAA